ACUUUGUGUUUGCCUUGCCCAGACCGGGAUACAUUUUUGGUUUUAUGUCAGGCGGUGAUGGAAGAUUUGAAACUUUGUCGUGUUUAUGUGAUGGUUUGAGUUGUUCCUCUGCAGCUGUGUGUACUCUCACAGACCACUCGUUUGCUGUCCACUCUCCAUCCAUCUUCACCCCCUCACUUUGGUGACAGACCUCUACUUCUUCCUCCCAGGAAUGCCUUUUUUAUUUCUGUUGGGUUAUUCCAGUUGCAGAGGCAAACAUUCCCUCUUUUUUAUAUAUAUUUCCUCUUCUGUGCUUUCACCUCUCCUGAUAAAUCCUCCAGGAUUUGGCAUGUGCAUAAAGCAAAGCGGGUAGCGCAUUAAUUCCUGGCAUUUCGGGGACUUGCCUUUGGCCUCGGGCAAAAAUGACGGCGACCACGUUGGUUUGGUCAGUGUUACUCGUUCCGCUCAAAGAGACCACAAGAACCGAACCCGCUUUGAAGAGAAGAGCGCACAAACAUGAGCGGGCACAGGGCUGAACCUCUCUACUCUAUUUUAAUCAUUUCUUCCCUCAGAGUCCUUCUGGUUUGGACCCGAGCGCGGAUGUUUGCUCUAGACCUGCUGCAGGAAAACUCCACCGGAAAAAUUGAGGAUUUAUCAGCUCAGAGUUAAAAAAUGCAUUUAAUUUUCUGUUGUAAACAUAAAAAUAAUUUACGACAAACUGAAGGAAAGGAAACAGAUGAAGAGGUAGAAGUGUGGCGGUGAGAUGAGGUCUCCUGAGGAGACCGCUGGGAGGGGUGGCGAUGAAGAGCAGAGAAGUUAAAGAGGAGGAGGAGGGAAACUCCCUCCUACUUGUGAACAGCUGCUCAGGAUUCACUCCGCAGAGCGUCCACAGCGCGCAGAGUCGUCUCACCUCUGCUGGGAAAUGAGAAUCGAACCGGGAUCGGACCGUUCCUGAGCCGACCAGCGCAUCAAAAGUUCUCCUGGGGAAUCCCUGCCGGUUCCAACUCCUUCCUCUUAUCCUGGAUCCAGAGGAGAAUUACUCUAAACCUAAUGACAACGCUCCCAAAUUCCUCUCCAGCACCCACUCAUCACUGAAAUUGCUCCACAUCUUUCACGUUUACAGCUUCAAAGCUUCUCUUUUUUUUGUCUAUAUUCACUGCAGCUCAAAUAGCUUGUAAUUAUGCUGACUCUCAUCAUGCACGCCUCUGCUGCUGCUGCGUGACUGAGCGCUGAGGGGAGAGGUGGAUUUUCCUUCUGAUUUGAGAUUAGAGGUAAACAGAGCCGGCGCUCGUCUAAACACCUCAGGCAUAAAUCUCGGCUGUUUUUGUCUGCGGUGACUGAGCUGCAGCAGUUGGAGGAGAGCGGCGCUCCAGAAGGAUGAACCUGCACCAGAUCCUGCAGCUGCGGGGCAGACCUGGAACCAGACCCGGCCCUGGACCCAGCUCCACCCUGCUGUUGCCGCUCCUGCUGCUGUCCGUCCUGCUGUGGAGCCAGCAGGCCGAGGCCGUGGUCCACUCCAGCUUCCGCCGGCUCAGUGGCCGCGAGAAGAAGGAAAUGCAGAAGGAGAUCCUGAACAUUCUGGGCCUGCCGGGCCGACCCAGACCGCACCCGCCCCUCAGGCCGCCCUCUUCGGCGCCGCUCUUCAUGCUGGACCUGUACCACGCCAUGUCAGCCGACGACGAGGACGAGAUGGCGCUGAACGGGCCGGGCCUGGGGAGGUACGGGGCGGCCGUGCAGGUCAACUACGCCGCGCUGCCAACGCUCAGCACGCACACGCCGCCGCUGGGGAGCGUGGUGAGCGAGGCCGACACGGUGAUGAGCUUCGUCAACCUGGUGGAGCAGGAGCGCAACCUGCUGCAGACGCGUCCGUACUGGAAGGAGUUUCGCUUCGACCUGACGCCGCUGCCGCAGGGUGAGACGGUGACGGCGGCAGAGUUUCGGAUCUACAAGACGCUGACCGUCGGCCAGAGAGCGAACCGGACGCUGCACAUCUCUGUCUACGAGAUCAAACGAGAAAACAGGAACAGAGAGUCGGAGCUGGUUCUGCUGGACAUGCAGUCGGUUCCCGCUGGACAGGAGGGCUGGCUGGCCUUCGACGUCACCUCCGCCUCCAACCACUGGCUGCUCCACCCGCGCAGCAACCUGGGCAUCCGCCUCUACGUGGAAACGGAGGACGAUCGCACGCUGUCGGCCAGCUGGAUCGGUCUGGUGGGCCGCAGAGGCCCGCGCUCCAAGCAGCCCUUCAUGGUGACCUUCUUCAGGGAGAGCCAGAUCCCGUGUCGGCCGACGCGCGCCGUCCGGCCCAAUCCCAGGAGGAAGAAACCCAAAUACGACCUGCCCAUCCCCACCAUCCACGGUCGCGGUUCUGUGAGUAAAGGUCAACCCUGCAAAAAACACGAGCUGUACGUCAGCUUCAGUGACCUGGGCUGGAAGGACUGGGUUCUGGCUCCGGCCGGUUACUCCGCCUACUACUGCGACGGUGAAUGCAUCCAUCCAAUGGGCGCCUGCAUGAACGCCACGAACCACGCCAUCAUCCAGCAAGUGGUCCACCUGAUGAAACCGGACGAGGUUCCGUCGGCCUGCUGCGCCCCCACCAAGCUCAGCUCCAUCUCGGUGCUUUUCUACGACGACAACAACAACGUGAUCCUGAAGAAGCAUCGCAACAUGGUGGUGAAAACCUGCGGCUGUCUAUGAGAGGAAGAGGAGGGCGCCCUUCCUCCCUCUGCCCCCACAUGAACUCUGAUACGGCGGGUCGGUUCGCGCUUUAAUCGCUGCUUUAGGAUCCAGAGGCUUCAGCUUGUUGCUUUCACAUAGAUUUAUUGCAGGCAUUCAGACUUUUAUCUAUUUAAAAAC
Messenger RNA from Xiphophorus hellerii (green swordtail), 2832 nucleotides. RefSeq names its product bone morphogenetic protein 8a (gene bmp8a). The transcript is spliced from 7 exons. NCBI's taxonomy places the organism in Eukaryota, Metazoa, Chordata, Actinopteri, Cyprinodontiformes, Poeciliidae. The record is from RefSeq and is a predicted model, not a curated record. Gene Ontology annotation, molecular function: growth factor activity; cytokine activity. Bases 1357 to 2673 code for a protein of 438 amino acids. Gene Ontology annotation, cellular component: extracellular region.